Cyphellophora europaea CBS 101466 is the source of this 2883-nucleotide messenger RNA. RefSeq lists its product as uncharacterized. Gene Ontology annotation, molecular function: calcium ion binding; calcium channel activity. Gene Ontology annotation, cellular component: membrane. The coding region runs from base 1 to 2883 and encodes 960 amino acids. The transcript has a single exon. NCBI's taxonomy places the organism in Eukaryota, Fungi, Ascomycota, Eurotiomycetes, Chaetothyriales, Cyphellophoraceae. The record is from RefSeq and is a predicted model, not a curated record. Gene Ontology annotation, biological process: calcium ion transmembrane transport; intracellular calcium ion homeostasis.
AUGCCGCCGCCUUCGCAGCCUGCCAAUGAUGUUACCAUCGACAUCCCCUUGACCAAAGUGACCAGCAAGAGCACCACUGGGGCCAGGAAACCGACCUUUGGAAUGUCUCCCGUCUACUCGAACAACCAGAAUCCUCCACAGUACGAUGAUGCUUACGACGAGAAGCACGGCGAUUCUGCCACGCCGAUGGGCCGAGGUGGUCGACGUAGAAAGAUGGAAGCCGCUGGCAAGAACUCUCGCGAUCCUCAGGACGGCAGUCUCACCUGGGCCGGCAAGAUUUACUCCACCAUCUACAACUUCUCCGUCAUAACGCGGUACUUGCUCUAUGUCGUGCCUGUGGCCGUCAUCAUUGCUGUACCACUGGUCCUAGGCGCGACCGUCUUCCCCGACGCCUCGAUUGGAGGUGUCCCAAUGAUGUUCUUCUUCAUCUGGGUCAUGAUCGUGUGGUGCUUCUUGUGGGUUAGCAAAUUGGUUGCCCAGUUCUUGCCCUACCUCUUUCAAUUCUUCUGUGGCGUUGUCAGCCCAGGCACCCGAAAAUACUCGGCCAUCUUGACCAACCUCGAGAUCCCUCUGUCGCUCGUUGGCUGGGCCAUUGCGAGCUUGGUCAGCUUUACUAUCAUUGUUGGAACUCAGCGCACCCCUCCGCCAGACUCUGCUACAAUCUCCGGCUGGGCUUCUAUCGUGCAGAAAAUCCUUUUCGCUACUCUUUUCUCUACUCUCGUCCUUCUGGUGGAAAAGACAGUCGUGCAGCUCAUUCAGAUCAGCUACCACCGCAAGUCUUUCGACGACAAGAUCAAGCAGUCCAAGUACAACAUAUACUUGCUGACUCUUUUGUAUGACGCCUCUCGUGCCCUGUUCCCACCCUAUUGCGCCGAGUUCGCCGAAGAAGACUACACGAUUAGCGAUACACUUGAUCUGGUCGGCAGUGGCAGAAACAGUCGAGGCGCCCACAAGCGUUCCGGAUCUAAUACUCCUGCACGACUCCUGCAGAAUAUUGGUAGAGUCAAGGACAACGUCACCUCUGCCUUUGGCCAGGUGGCUCAGGAGAUCACAGGCAAGAAGACAGUGUUCAACCCAAAUUCCGCCCACUCGAUCAUUGUCCAGGCUUUGGAGAAGAAGCAUUCAACUGAAGCAUUGGCUCGCCGACUCUGGCUUUCGUUCGUCCUCGAAGGUAGAGACGCCCUCUAUCCGGAUGACAUCGCCGAAGUUCUUGGUCCCGACCAUGCAACCGAAGCUGAAGAAGCAUUUCUUGCCCUCGAUGCUGACGGCAACGGUGACAUCUCCCUGGAAGAGAUGAUUCUCCGCAUGGGUGAGAUUGGCCGGUCUCGACAUGCUAUCACACACAGCAUGCGCGACGUUGACCAGGCCAUCCAUGUUCUCGACAACCUUUUUAUGACGGUGGUAUUUGUUGCAGUGAUCCUCAUAUUCGUUGCCUGGCUGAACUCAAACUUCUCCACUACGCUGGCGACUACUGGAACGGCACUCCUAUCCUUGUCCUUCGUUUUCGCUACUACAGCCCAAGAAGUCCUUGGCUCGUGCAUUUUCUUGUUCGUCAAGCACCCUUACGAUGUUGGAGAUCGGGUUGACGUCAACGACGAGCAUUAUGUUGUGGACAGAAUCUCACUCCUCUAUACUAUCUUCCGACGUGUGAAGGACCAUAGACGGACGCAGGUUCCCCACAUUGUUUUGAAUUCCCUCUGGAUCGACAAUAUAUCUCGAAGCAAGGCUAUGCGCGAGCAGCUGAGCAUCUACGUGAGCUUCGACACCACUCUUGAAGAUGUCGAGCUUCUCAAAAAGGAAAUGGAGGCUUUCGUGGCCGACAAGGACAACUCUCGUGAUUUCCAGCCCCAGGUCAACAUUGAGCUCACCGGUAUUGCUGAGAUGAGCAAGCUGGAGCUCAAGGUUGAGAUCAUUCACAAGUCCAAUUGGGCAAACGAAACGCUCCGUGCAUCUCGCCGCAGCAAAUUCAUGUGUGCUCUGGUUCUGGCUCUCCGCAAGGUUCCGAUCUUUGGACCUGGUGGUGGUGGCGCGCCUGCUGGCGACAAGGCCAAUCCUACCUACUCAGUGGCUAUCUCCGACAGCGAGGCACGGGAGAACGCUCAGCAAUUCAGUGACGACAAGGACAAGGCUCGAAUGGUCCCUCUCAACUCGAACAAGCCCUCUGAUGACGGCGACCAUGGUCAUUCGUCGUCGAACGACUUGCUUAAGGUCCCAACCGCCGGUUCUAUGCAGAAGGAAUCUGCGGCUCUGCAAGGUCUGACACAACGUAACGCGGCAAGUGAUCCGGCUCGCGAUCGAGACGAGCGUCAGGAAGCCAUCGAGGAGGUCCGUGGCAUGCUGAGGCACGAGUCUACAACGGGACGUCGAAGACGCUCGAACUCGGCCUUGUCCCCAACCACGAGCUCCAAUGCACGUUUUGGUGCCCAGACCAUUCCCACUGUUCCUGAUGCUUCUCCGAUGGAGCCUGCGAAUGGUCCAGACCAAGCUUCUCGAGUCAGCUACUUUGAGGAUAGCAACUACAAACCUGCCCCACUUGUUCCCAGCAAAUCACCGCAACAGCAGUAUCCCUAUGUUCAGCCCCCUCCGCCAGUUGUGCAUAGCGGUCCCGGUCCAGCAACCUUGGCUGCUCAAGGCCGUCACGACAGCGCCCUACUCCCCAACUCGCCACUGAACCCACAAAACCAAGCGCACCGGGGGCCUGGGUACAUUCAGGGGACCUCGUUCCCUCAGCCACACCCGUCCCAAACCUCUCCUCCUCGCAACCAGCAGCGUCCUCACGAGCUGUCUACGGACAGUCGGGAUAGGAGCAACAGUGCCGGAAACCGCAAACCCGUACCCGGCAUUGGUGAGAUGAAAGAUCGUCUGCUUCAGAGCCCUAAGUAA